AUGGAUACUGCCAGAAGCGAAGGCACGUUGACUGCAAGUCAGAGUAUGGAUUCGGUGAACCUGGUGCCCGAAGAAGAGGGCCAGUUGGUCCGGUUGGCUCUCGGCUCCGUCGUUGCGACACGUGACCGCCCGAACCGGCUGGCCGUCCGACCUUCUGUUCGCUGCCGUGAGUGUGCCAAUUGUUCGUCGAUAGUAGCGUCGCAUCGCGGCAUUGUUCGGUUGUCAAGAGGACCAAUCCUCGGUGGCCACUUUUUUUGCUAUGACCUUAUCUUGAAAACUUGCAUCACCUGGAGACCUGUGGUCCCCGUUUUCUGUGACAAAAAGCUGACCUUCACGAACGACUCGGCGGCAGUGGUUCAUGUACGUGUGUCUCUCGGUUUUGCGUUCGGCUCGCUAGCGGCCGCCAUCAUGUCAUCUGCACGGCUGCCUCGGGAAAUGGCGUUGAUCGUAAAAUAA
Soboliphyme baturini is the source of this 456-nucleotide messenger RNA. Lineage: Eukaryota; Metazoa; Nematoda; Enoplea; Dioctophymatida; Soboliphymatidae. The record is from the annotation of a GenBank genome assembly.